Messenger RNA from Ilex paraguariensis (yerba mate), 1266 nucleotides. NCBI's taxonomy places the organism in Eukaryota, Viridiplantae, Streptophyta, Magnoliopsida, Aquifoliales, Aquifoliaceae. The record is from the annotation of a GenBank genome assembly.
AUGAACAACUGCAACACUAGAGAUUUUCAACCCUGUCAUUCACCAGCCAGUCGAGAAAUCUUUCCAAGCUUUGAGUCUCAGUGCCCUGGUGGCAACUUUGCCCUCGUAAACUGCCAUCAGAAAUCCAAAAAGAAGAGAACGAAGUUGAUCCGAAUCAACAACCUGGUUGGGGUCAGUUCGAGUGGUGUUACCAAGCCCAAGAAUGGAAAGAAGCCAGACCCCAGUGCUCCAAAGAUUACUAGGCCCUGUAGUGAGUGUGGCAAGAAGUUUUGGUCAUGGAAGGCUCUUUUUGGGCACAUGCGAUGCCACCCGGAGCGCCAGUGGCGUGGCAUUAACCCUCCCCCAAAUGUCAGGCGACCCAUGUUGUAUGAAAAUAAUGAAAAUGAUCUCCACGCCCUAUUGUCCGAGGAGGAUCACGAGGUUGCUAAGUGUUUGUUAAUGUUGGCUAAUGGGUCUAGUGCUUCGGAGACGCCCACUGUUUCUAAUAUGGAGAAGGAGACUGCCACUACUACUUCUACUAGUACCGCCAAUCAAGGCCAAUCGUUAUGUGGUACUAUUGCUAGGGAUGCAGUGAUUGGUGGUGGGGACGUAGAUGGUGCUGAUCCUUCGUAUGUGAACUGUCGAUUUGAGUGCUCGAGUUGCAAGAAAGUGUUUGGGUCUCAUCAGGCUUUGGGGGGUCAUAGGGCUAGUCACAAAAAUGUAAAGGGUUGUUUUGCAAUUGCUCGGAAUGAUGGGGAGGAUGAGGAUCAUGUUGGUGGACAUGAUGAUGAUAGAAAUGAAGGGGAGGUAAAGGACAAUGGGGACAAUAAGAUGCUGAUGGUUUUGGGGCACAAGUGUAGCAUAUGUUUAAGGGUUUUCUCGAGUAGCCAAGGCCUAGGUGGACACAAGAGGCGCCACUGUGAGAACGUAGAUGAACCAUGGGGGCUAUCGCAAGGGCUCCACCCUUUUGCAGCAAAGAAGGGUUGUGGUUUGGACUUGAAUCUGCCUGCCCCAGGUGAGGAUGAUUCAUCAUUGUCAAAUUAUUCUUCAGGACUCACUUUGGAUUUAAGCCAAUGUCGGCAAGUUGCAACAGGGGUGGUAAUGAGGUAUUCUGAUGGGACACGGUACAAGAUUUCCAAGACCGUUCAGGAAGACUUAAUGUUCAGUUCAGACAUCAAUCCUGUAACAAAGCUGCACAUCGGGUUGCUGCUGAAGCUUUCAAAAGCUCUCUUUUGUGAACUUGGGCUGUAUACCUGCCAGCUGCGUUGCAGAGGAUUCUUCUGUUAG